AUGCAUUUAAGAUUAGUAGUAUUUUGUUCUUUGCUGUACUUUGCAAAUAAAGGGGUAAUUUCAUCCCCUAUAACGGGAUCACAGUUUGAGGAAGAUGACCUAAUAGUGGAAUUGGAUAAUUUAGGUAAAAUCCGUGGACAUAUUCUUAAAAGUACCGAAGGAAAAGAUUUCUAUGCUUUUCAAGAUGUUCCCUAUGGGGAAUCUACAGAAGGAAAUAACAGAUUUAGACCCCCCAAACCUCGUACUCCAUGGGAAGGAAUAUUGAAUGCAACAGAAAACAAAGUAGUUUGUCCACAGUCAUCCAGCCCAGAUUCAGUUGAAGACUGCUUGGUUUUAAAUGUAUAUACACCAGUGAAACCCAGUUCCGGCGAAUCAUUACCAGUAUUCUUUUUUAUUCCUGGAGGAGCAUUCGUCCGUGGAAGUGGCCAAAUAUCAUCUGCGAAUCCAAAGUCUUUGGUUGAUUUUGAUAUCAUAAUCGUAACAAUAAACUAUCGACUAGGGUCAUUUGGAUUUCUAACAACACUCGAUGAAAAUAUUCCCGGUAAUUUAGGACUAAAAGACCAACUUUUGGCCCUUAAAUGGACGCAUGAUCAUAUUCAUCAAUUUGGAGGCGAUCCUGACAAAAUAACAGUAGGUGGAGGAAGUGCUGGAAGUAUGUCUGCUGGAUUCCAUUUGCUCAGUAGAUCUGCUAAAGGAUUAUUCAGGGGCAUUAUUCAACAAAGUGGCUCAUCAUUAUCCACUGUCUUGUAUCCAUCAAACGACAGAGAAUUGGCAUUUGAAUUUGGAAAAGCCUUAAACAGUUCAUUUACGUCAACCGACUCAAAAGAUUUGUUAGAACUAUUACAACAAGCCGAUUAUUCAGAUUUAGUAGCUCUCAACAGCAAGUUCACUUCUGGAGCAACAGCUGGUUUCAUGAGUGCCUUCACUUUUAAACCUGUUAUCGAGGAUGACAACGAAGAUGCCUUUGUUACCGAACCAAUGCAUGCGGCUUUAUUGGACGGUCAUUUUAAUUUAGUACCUGUUCUUAUCGGCUUCAAUUCUGAAGAAUCUUUGGCUUUUCUAGGACAAAUUGGAGAACAAACUAUACAAGAAAGGGCCAUAUUACUUGAUGAAAAUCCAGCAAAUGUUGUAUCACGAUCCCUUAAUGUAGCUGAAGAAGACAGAGAAAAUGUUGGUAAACAGUUAAAAGCAUUAUAUACUUCUUCUUUUACUGAUGAUAGAAAAGCAUUGAUAACGUUUACUAGUGACGAAGUUUUUGGACGAUCAACAAUACGUCAAGCUGAAAGUGCCUCUAAGUAUGUACCAGUAUAUCUAUAUGAGCUAACUUGGUUACCAGAGAAUAGCACUCAACAAGGAGUCCCACAUGGAGGAGAAGUGCCGUAUUUAUGGGCUGGAGCUCCUCGUAGAGAAGUUAAUGAAAAUCUUCGAAAAGCUAUAUUAAAGUGGUGGACUAAUUUUAUUAAAUACCAAAACCCCACUCCCGAUGUCGAUGAAGAUCUUCAAAACGGCAUUUGGUCAGAAGUAAAACCCGACGCUGUUAAGUAUUUAGAAAUAGAUUCGCAAUUCACAGUGAAGGAAAAUCCCAAAAACUAUUACAGUAUUAAAAAUCUGUUAGAUCUGUACAUACGUCCACCCUAUAUAACUUAUUAA
Diabrotica balteata is the source of this 1650-nucleotide messenger RNA. The record is from the annotation of a GenBank genome assembly. Lineage: Eukaryota; Metazoa; Arthropoda; Insecta; Coleoptera; Chrysomelidae.